Messenger RNA from Megalobrama amblycephala (Wuchang bream), 5125 nucleotides. RefSeq names its product copine family member IX (gene cpne9). The coding region runs from base 2926 to 4596 and encodes 556 amino acids. The record is from RefSeq and is a predicted model, not a curated record. Gene Ontology annotation, molecular function: calcium-dependent phospholipid binding. Lineage: Eukaryota; Metazoa; Chordata; Actinopteri; Cypriniformes; Xenocyprididae. Gene Ontology annotation, cellular component: plasma membrane. The transcript is spliced from 22 exons. Gene Ontology annotation, biological process: cellular response to calcium ion.
GACACCAGAGACUUAUAUUAUAUCAUGUGAAAGGGGCAUUAUAGGUCCCCUUUAAAUAUUUUGAGUCAGUUUUUAAAAAUAAUUAAACAUGCACAGAUGAAUUGUUCACAAUAAGAUCUAUAACAUGCAUAAAUAGGGUGCAUUUUAAUGUUUAUGCCAGCUUGAAUGUAUGCAUGAAGCCUUGUUAUUUAGAAAAAAAAUAUGUUUUGCUUUUUUGGUGGUUUACAAAUCCUUUUGCUUUUCAACUAAUGUAAAUGUGUGCCACUUUAAUUAAUAUAUGGAGAUGUAAUUAGUGCUUGUUUGUGACAAAAGCUUGAAGACCAAGAAGAACGUAACAUUUGAUUUCAUACUCCAUUGUAUGAAAAGGAAACUGUGACAGAAGAUUUGGAGCUGCGUCCUCUGCUGAUAAGAUGCUCCAUUUGUUUCUGCUUACAUGAGAAUCCACACAAUCUGGAAGAACAGACUGAAGUGUUUGAACAAUGAAAACUUACAAACGCCAGAAGAGAACUAGAUUUUUGGCCUUUUGUGAAGGAAAAGUAUGUGUUGCUUCUGUAAAAGUCACUUUCAGAAUGGUGUGGCUAUAUUAAUUGUUUUAAUGGUUUAUUGCUUUUCUAAGUGCAUUGUUUUUUGGUUGUUACAGUGUGUUGGGUGGUUGCUAGCUGAUAUUCUGGUCUCUAGAUAUGUCCCUCCUUUAAUGUAAUUCCAUGAGAUUUUUUUGUGUGUCCAGUUACAUAACAAAGUUUAAUACUUCAGGCUUAGGAGUUUGUUCAAAUUCUGCACCCUAGAUUUCAGGAUUCAGGACAGCGAUGCUGACUUUGCAGGACUCAGGAGGAGCUUGCUGCGAAUUCUCCUUUCUUCUACGAACCUGUAGGUUUCUGGCAUCUCAAGGACGGCGGGACACAGGCGGUCUUUUGUAUGCAGGUGUAAUGAGAGUCUCCCACACCCUGUUUCGCUAUCCAUCUCUUGCUUUGAGUUUGUGACUGGAAAGCUAAGCAGAGAUUCACCUCAAAGGACAAUUAAAUUUCCCUGUAGAUGGGUUCCAUUAGAGAGGUUCCUCUCAUCCGAGGGCUCGCUGGCUGGCUGGGUAACCAGACGGGAACGUAUGCAAACUGUUUUUUUUUUCCCCCUCCGUCCCCAUUCAGACUUUCUCUCUCACUCUUUCUUGUUUUGCCAAGAGGUUCAAUGUGCCAUCUCCCAAAAGCAAUUGAGGAGCAAUACUGCCCAUCACUAGCCGUUAGGAAAGCGUCAAGAAGAUAUAACAGUAUUCUAUCUUCCCUCAGGGCACCAGAGUUUUAUUAAAAUUUAGGUUAAAAGUCUGGUCACUUCAGAGAUGGCUGGAAACUCAAUUCAAAUCAAAUUGUCCUAAGGGGAUUCGAUUACAAAAAAGGAUAAAAAUAAAAAAAAUGCCAUGGCAUUACCAUCCUCCACCCUGAAAAUGGUUCAUUGGUGCUACUUUUUUUUUUUUUUUAAUGUUCCAUAAAAUUAGCAUAGUUGUUUCAACAUGGUAAUAACAUGUUGUUAUUGUUUUUAAUGAAAAUACCAUGGUCCAAAAUGUGUUAUUUGCUAGUGUAGACAGCAUUUUUUGGGAAACAGGCAUGUUUAGACUUUUGAAUCACACAUUCUGAAAGUGUUUGUUUGCUUUUCCUUACAAAGAAGUACUGUAGCAGUACCAUGGUAUGGUAAUUUAUUAUGCUUCUGAAAGAUUUUUUACCAUGCCAUUCCAUUGUGUUUGUUUAGUUUAAUAGUUUACACAGCAUUUUUGGGCAGCUUGCGCACACAUUCGAGCUUGUGAUGCCAAAAAUAGCUGUCUAGAUAGGCAGUUCACUAGAUUUUGAGACAGAACCAAAGUGGUUUCUGAUCCAUCACCAAAAUCUGAUUUAUUAAUUUAAAAUUCCCCACACAAAAAAGUGCUUUAAUAUAGUUUUGAUAUAGUGGAUAGUUAUUUUCAUGUACUACAUAAUUUAAUAUUUUUGGCUUUUUUGGUUUGUUAUUGUAGCACUUUCAAGCAUCAUAUGUCCGAUAAGAGUUUAAAUCUAACAUUUGGUGCCCAAAAAUGCUAUUUAUGUGUGCAGCUCACUAGAUUUAGAGACAAAACCAUUGUAGUUUGUGAUUUAGCAGCAAAACAAUGCAUAAUUAUUAUGAAAUAAAAUACAGUGGUGCUUUUGUACAGUGAAUAAUUACCAUUUUCAUAUACUGCCACGAUACUGGUAGCUUAAAGAAUAUUUUUGCUACUUUUUUGUUAGUGAAGCAGCAUUUUUGAGCAUCAUAAAGAUGCUUUUAGGCGAUCAAAUCGAACAUUAGAUGGCCAAACAUGCUAUUUUGUGUAGGCAGCUCAUGUUUUGAGAUAAAGGCAUGUCUAGGGCUUUCAGCAGAUUCAUAACUCAUUUAUUGCUAUAAGGUGCUGGGAAAUACUCGAGUAUUUUGCUAUUUUUACUGCGCAACAUCGACGUUUACCACAGCUCAACCGGAUUUUAAAAGCCGUGGGCGUUUGGAAAACUGGAUGUUUGAAAAUCGUUUCCCCACAUCAAUAGAUUAAACGUCCCCAAAGGUUUCAGAUCCAUAUCUGACACCACAUCUCAUAAAUAUUGAAUGGCUUCUGUAAUAUUAAAAAUUGAUGUUUUCAAUUUAAGUUUUCAAAGCGGAGUCGGAGUGUCCGCGCUGAGGGAGGACGAGAGGAGGUCCAGUCAGACUCUACCUACCUGCCGAUCAAACGCGCGCAUCUCUCGCGGUCGUGCGCGCUCUCCUCAGGUGCGCGAGGGGGUCAGAUUCAACCGGACCGAUGAUGUUCGCUCCAUCCAAAUUGUAAGGAAAGCCACAUUUCUGCGACAGUUUGGUGGGUUAUAUUACACGUGUGACGCCAGAGACGAGUGAGACCCAGAUUUUGGAGUCAUUUGAAGACUUGUCUCAAACUCCCGAGGAGCUGCAAUGGCAUCGAUCGGGGAGUUUGAUCCGUUAAACAGCAGCGUACCUGCCACCAAAAUAGAGAUCACCGUCUCGUGCAGGAGUUUGCUGGAUGUUGAUACAUUCUCAAGGUCAGCACCAGUGGUUGUGUUGUAUGUUCAAGGAAUUGGUACUAAAGAGUGGAGAGAGUUUGGACGAACAGAAGUGAUUGACAACACUCUCAACCCAGACUUUGUGAGGAAGUUUGUCUUGGAUUACUUCUUUGAAGAAAAGCAGAACCUUCGGUUUGACGUAUACAAUGUGGACUCUAGAAGCUCAAACAUCUCAAAACAUAAGUCCUUCCUCGGCCAGACGUUCUGCACUCUAGGAGAGAUUAUUGGGUCCUCUGGGUCAAGACUCGAGCGGGUGCUUUCGGGCAUUCCGGGGAAGAAAUGCGGGAACAUUAUCUUCACAGCUGAGGAACUCAGCAAUUGCCGGGACAUUGCGACCAUGCAACUCUGUGCUAACAAGUUGGAUAAAAAGGAUUUCUUCGGGAAGUCUGACCCCUUCCUGGUGUUUUACCGCAGCAAUGAAGACGGCACGUUCACUAUCUGUCACAAAACAGAGGUGAUAAAGAAUACUUUGAACCCUGUGUGGCAGCCCUUCACCAUCCCAGUGCGAGCUCUCUGUAAUGGAGACUAUGACAGAACAGUGAAGAUUGAUGUUUAUGACUGGGACAGAGAUGGAAGUCAUGACUUCAUCGGCGAGUUUACGACCAGCUAUAGAGAGCUAUCUCGUGGACAGAGCCAAUUCAAUGUUUAUGAGGUUCUGAAUCCUAAGAAGAAAGGCAGGAAAAAGAAAUACGUCAACUCUGGCACGGUAACACUUUUGUCCUUCAAAGUGGAAUCGGAGUACACAUUUGUGGACUUCAUUCGGGGCGGAACACAGCUGAACUUCACUGUAGCAAUAGACUUCACCGCGUCUAACGGAAACCCAUCACAGCCGACAUCGCUCCACUACAUGAACCCGUAUCAGCUGAACGCGUACGCCAUGGCCCUUAAAGCCGUUGGGGAAAUCGUCCAGGAUUAUGACAGUGACAAACUCUUCCCUGCCUACGGCUUCGGAGCUAAACUCCCUCCUGAUGGCAAGAUCUCUCAUGCUUUUCCCCUGAACUCCGACUGUGAGAAUGCAAACUGCGUCGGCAUCGAAGGCGUGCUGGAGGCGUACUAUGACUGUCUUCGUAAAGUGCAGCUCUAUGGCCCCACCAACUUUGCUCCUGUCAUCAACCAGGUGGCACAGUGUGCGGCAGAGGUGACAGAUGGCUCUCAGUACUUUGUGUUGCUGAUCAUCACAGACGGUGUCAUUUCCGACAUGGUGCAGACUAGAGAAGCUGUGGUCACCGCGGCGUCCCUUCCCAUGUCAAUCAUAAUUGUGGGAGUCGGCCCCGCUGAAUUUGAUGCUAUGGAAGAGUUGGAUGGAGAUGAGGUCAGGGUGUCCUCCAGGGGACGUGUUGCUGAGAGAGACAUUGUCCAGUUUGUGCCGUUCCGGGACUACAUUGACCGAUCCGGGAACCAGGUGCUCAGCAUGGCUCGACUGGCCAAAGAUGUCCUUGCCGAGAUCCCUGACCAGCUGCUGUCGUUCAUGAAGAGCAGAGGCAUUGAACCCAGACCAGCCCUCUCCCCCUCUCCUACACCACAGAUAAACGUCCACCUCUGAUCCUAGAGCAGUAUUUUAUCCUCUCCCUCAAACAGCUCUAUGUUCACGUCUGAACCCCCCCGGGUCCGUCACUGGGGAUGCACAUUUUUACUUUCCACAUCGGUUAGCAGUAGCACAUUAUGUAGUUACAAUAAUAAUCAACUGAAAUCAGGAACAUGUUAAUAUAAGUGUGUGGUGUUAUACUUUAUAAUCAGCCAGUGAUCAUUCAAAGCAGUUUGUGCUUGUCUGGAAUGGAAGAUGUGGAAGUAAAUAGAGGGUGAAUUUUUGGAAAGAAAUGUCUGGAUCAUUUUUCAACCUCUAAAUCAACCUCUAAUAUCUAAAGAUGAGAAAAACAAUGCAAUUUCAACAAUUCACAGAAUUUACAUAAAAUAAAUGGAGCCAAUAUUAUUGCAUUGGGACAUUUAUUUUCUCUAAAAUCUCGUUACCCUAAACUCAUUUGCUGAAAUUAUAUUGUACAUUUAUAAAUGCAAUAAUAAGUGGACUAAUGACAAUUUGAGGAGAAACGUACUUAAUUGUCACUAUGCAGAAA